Messenger RNA from Morchella importuna, 789 nucleotides. RefSeq lists its product as uncharacterized. The transcript is spliced from 3 exons. Bases 1 to 789 code for a protein of 262 amino acids. The record is from RefSeq and is a predicted model, not a curated record. NCBI's taxonomy places the organism in Eukaryota, Fungi, Ascomycota, Pezizomycetes, Pezizales, Morchellaceae.
AUGUUUGACUUCCCAGAAACUAAACGCGUCCGCCGCGCGGAGCUCUUCGACGACUUCACUCCCGCCGCCGACUCCCCCACUACCUCAGACACGCAUACCCUCGAUCUUGACCUCGACCUCGACUUUGUCACUGUCGCGCCCCUCCCAUCCGCCGCCGACGACCCCGCCGACACAGACCUCGAAUUCAGUCUCUUCUCAGGUCCGUGCCAGACCGUAACCCUCAAAGAGGCCACGCCCCCUUGCGAAGAAGACCUCUGGGAGGCGCUAGCGAAAUCGCAGAAGCGUGCCGUUGCGCAUUAUGUUCUCAGUGAAGCCGACAUGGCGCUGCGGCGGCAAGCGCUGCUGGCCGGUGGUAUGAUUGUUGAGGCCGAUGAGGUGCUGCUCGGCGCGAAGGUUGUUUGGCCAGCUUGUAAGGUCCCGCACAAGGUCAUAACCAUCACUAUGCACACGCAACCGCCAGAACCGAGGGCGGAUGUGAAGCACGCGAAGCCCAGUAAGAAGUCCCGGAUCGCGACAAGGAAAGCGCAGCAGAAGAUCAAGGCUACGGAAGAGGAGCGGCAGCGGAAGAUUGAUGCGACGAAGAAGUUCGCAGGUUUUCCGCCCGAGGAAAGAGCAAGGCUGGAGAGAGAGGACAAGAGCCGGAAGAAUAGGGAGAAAAAGGCGAAGAAGAAGGCCAGGGAAAGACUUAAGAAACUAGCACUAAAAGCCGCUGCAGAAGGCGGUGGUGAUAGUGGUAAAGAUGUGAAAAUGAAGGAUCAGGAUAGCGGCAGUGAUAGUGAUUCAGAUUAG